Molecule: messenger RNA, 1263 nt
Organism: Plasmodium coatneyi
Lineage: Eukaryota; Apicomplexa; Aconoidasida; Haemosporida; Plasmodiidae
Exons: 1
Coding region: 1-1263 (420 amino acids)
Cellular component (GO): oligosaccharyltransferase complex
Source: RefSeq, a predicted model, not a curated record
AUGGGGGUCGUAAGGUAUUCGCAGAUUCUACUGUCGCGACUUGUACGGCUGCGUCGUUUGCUCUCACGCCUUGUGUUGCCCCUUCUGGUGCUCAUCUUGCUGUCGUUCCUUCUGCUGGAGACCCGCGGGUGUCUCGACGAGGAGACCAAGCUGGCCAAGCUGAAGAAGCUCAUAAACAAGAAAAUAAAACUAGACAUGAAUGAAAAGUACCGAAGCGAGAAGAAAAGUACCAACCAAUACAUUUCUUUCAUAUACAUUCAUGAGCUGACCGCCAGCGACUACGUGGAUUACGUGUUAAAUAAAUCAGACGACUACGACUGCGUGUUGUUUGUGAUCGACGUGGAGAAUACAAAUGGGCAGUCCAUGUUUGACAGGAAGAACCUGAUUCUGUUGGAGUUGUUUAACCGUGUGGCGCGGACCUUCAUUUUGGGAAACUUUUCUCUUUACAGCGAAGGGGGGAGCACCCCUUCCGCAACGCCGAUUUUUUUCUUUUACAUAAAUAUGCACAAGCCGACCAUUCUCCCCCUCAAGUACAUCCACGCAAUCAAUGAGGUGCCCGAGUUUUUUUACGUAGGAAAGGAAACCUUCCUCCACUUGGAUUACUAUUCCAAGGUGAGGCCCAAUUACAUUCUCGAGGAUUACUUAAAGAUGAAGGGGUUAAGCGAAAGAGACAAAGCAGAGAUGAGUAACAAAAUUCUCGAAGCGUAUUUCUUGGAUUUUAUUCGGACACAUAACAGGGGUGGCAGUGCCAGUGGUAGUCCUACGCCUUUGGAAGGGAACUCCUUGGAAGAAGUACAAAAGUAUUUUCUCACCAUUGGGUUGGUUGUGUUGUUCUCCCUCCUGUACCUCCUCCUGCAGCUGGUCCAGAGAUGGCCCUCCCUCAUGUUUGCUUGCUCAUACGUGUUAUUCCUGACCUGCCUGAGUGGAAUCUUCCACUGUCUCAUUAACAAAUCUGAGUUCUACAACACAGCGAAGAACCUGGACUCGAUCCUGCACAAGUAUAUCUACCGUUCGACUAGUACUCAGUAUGUGUACGAAGGAGUGGCCUUUUCCUUUUUCAUUUUUUUGAUUACCUUUGCGUUGUUCCUCUUGUGUAGGUACUCCCCCAACAGGUUCGUCCCGCGGAGGGGGAAGAACGUGUGGCUCACAAUGCUGGUGCUGCUUGCCUAUGCCUCCCUCGACGUCAUUCACGAGAUUAACCUCUACAAGGUGUACUACUCUACUUACUUCUUCUUCCCACCGAUUAAGUUUUUUCGCAAGUGA